Molecule: messenger RNA, 1698 nt
Organism: Puccinia graminis f. sp. tritici CRL 75-36-700-3
Lineage: Eukaryota; Fungi; Basidiomycota; Pucciniomycetes; Pucciniales; Pucciniaceae
Exons: 7
Coding region: 1-1698 (565 amino acids)
Biological process (GO): tetrahydrofolylpolyglutamate biosynthetic process
Cellular component (GO): cytoplasm; cytosol; mitochondrion
Molecular function (GO): ATP binding; tetrahydrofolylpolyglutamate synthase activity
Source: RefSeq, a predicted model, not a curated record
AUGUUAAUCCCCUCAAGAUCAUCGACCCGACUCCGAACCUCUCGUCUCUUCAUCUAUCGGCGAAGGAUGUUUUCGGAGUAUCGAUCGAGAGGCUACGAGGAGGCUAUCGUCGCAUUAAAUUCGCUGCAGUCCAACGCAAGCGUCUUGGCUGCAAUCCAGGCUGCCGGUCCACAGCCCAGUGAACGAGUGUUUGGCCAAACAAAUUACUACCUCCGUCGGUUGGGCUACAAGCCGAAAGAUCUGAAUAUCUUGAAUGCGAUCCAUAUCAGCGGGACCAAGGGGAAAGGAUCGACGGCGGCCUUCUGCUCCUCACUCCUGAAUACCAUCAAUCCUUCCGCCAAGGUCGGCCUGUUUACCUCCCCACAUCUCGUCGCUGUGCGUGAGCGGAUUCGUAUCAAUGGGAAACCGAUCAGUGAAGAGAUGUUUUCAAAAUACUUCUGGGAACUUUGGGAGAGAUUUGAGGAUGGGAAUGGCGAGCCUGCCCGACCAGAUUUACCGAUCCGACCUGCCUACUUCCGAUAUCUGACUUACAUGGCAUAUCACGCCUUCAUAGCCGAACGAGUGGAUGCGACGGUCUUCGAAGUUGGGGUGGGAGGUCUACUGGACCCUACCAACCUGAUCCCCUCGCCGAUCGUGACUGGGGUCAGCUCACUGGGAAUCGAUCACGUCAAUGUCCUCGGCCACUCGAUCGCUGAAAUCGCAGGGCACAAGGGUGGGAUCUUCAAACCCGGUGUACCAGCAUUGACGGUCCAACAACAAUACCCUGAAACAAUUAAUGUGUUAAGGGCAAGAGCUCUUGAGCUUAAGUCUUCCAGUUUCACGAUCAUCCCUCGUCGCCCAGAUCUAGACCAGCUAAAGAUAGGCUUGGCUGGCUCUCAUCAAAAACACAAUGCAUCAUUUGCGAUUGCUCUGGUGAAUACCUUUCUGGGAUCUCCUCGACUGCCACAUAGUUACUUUAAGCAUGCAUCCCCGAUUCGGGACACCACGGCGUCAGACACACCCUCGGAUCUAUUACCGCUACUGCCUUCGGAUCCUUCGCCCACCUUACCGGAGAGUGUUGAUCCUCGGCAGCCCGAGCUUCCUAAGGAUCUCGUCCAGCCGGAACUUUCUGGCUUGUUCAAAGCCGGGAUCACGAACACCCGCUGGCCCGGUCGGUGCCAGACUAUCGUGGACCCCGUCCGGAGUGGCGUGACUUGGUUUCUCGACGGUGCCCAUACGGUCGAUAGUCUCGAGUUGUGUGGGCAAUGGUGGAAUCAACAACUAGAGUCGUCCAGCUCUUCAUCCAGCACUCAUCCCACAUCAAAUCAACCUCGGAGGAUAUUGAUCUUUAAUUGCACAUUUGGCCGAAAGGCCCGUGAUUUACUCGAAGGUUUGAUCAAGCCUUUGUCCCAAAAUCUCCAUAGUGGAUUUUUUGAUCAGGUGAUCAUUACAAGUAACACAACCUACUCUGAUGGGAAGUUCAAGACUCAAGAUACCUUGUCAGAUCCAGACCAACGUAUCCAGCAAGAAAUAGCAGAGGCAUGGACGUCAAUGUCGAAUUCGACCAAAAAUGUUAUGGUUGUGAAUUCUAUCGAACAAGCGGUCGACGAGGUCGCCAGACAAAAUCUAUUGUCUGGUUCCACAUCAGUCCUUGUGACCGGAAGCUUACAUCUCAUUGGUGGACUGCUUGAUGUACUUGGGCUUGAAGAUGCCUUGUAG